CGAGUGGCUCCGCUGGUGGACGUCCGAGGCUCCCGCCCAUCGCUGGGCACCUAUCCUCCAUACCUCCAGCGUGAGGCGAGGGGACCUAGGUGCUGUGACCGCUGUGCGUUCCCCCCUUCCAGCACCACGGGCCACUGCGUUCAGGUGUCCAGCGCGGCCUCGUCCAGCACUUUCGAGGUCAGCCUAGGUAGGUACCUUUCCCGGACCUCCUGGGCUACUAACCUGUGGAGACAGCGUUUGCCGGCUCCAGAGUGCACGGGAACCCCCCAGGCGGCCACCUAAAAACAGCGCCCCCGUUGCACCUACUCCACUCGUAGGCACAGCUCCAUGCGUAUUACCCGGGCCCAUCCGUCAUCAACUUCACUUCACAAUGCGCCUCAGUGCGAAGAAGCACCCAGCAACAUCGACGACCCAACGACCCGACGACUUGCCUCGCCUCCCCGCCAGGCCCUCCCAUCGAACCGCACGAUGCCCCCCCUCACCUCCGUCUCACCCUCCUUCACCUCUACCAUCUCCCGCAUCGCUCCUCACCACCACUCAACGCCCGCCCGCAUAGCUAUAUUAUCAUCGCUCCUCGGCCGCCGCCCUCACCACCACCACCACCAACGCCCACGUCCUCUAAGCACUACCACUCAUCUCGCCAGGACCGACCUCCCCGCGCGCCCCAAGCCCCCUCCGGACUCGGAGAUCGAAGAGUCCUUUCUCAAGGGCAGCGGCCCGGGUGGGCAAAAAAUUAACAAGACGAAUUCCGCAGUCCAGCUCAAGCACAUCCCCACCGGCAUCGUCGUCAAGUCGCAAGCCACCCGCUCCCGCAGUCAGAACCGCAAGCACGCCCGCGAGCUGUUGGCGCAAAAGGUAGACGAUCUCCUGCAUGGCGACCAGAGCCGGUCCGCCAUUAUCGGCGAAGUAAAGAGAAAGCGUGCCGCCAGUGCCGCCAAGAAGAGUCGCCGCAAGUACAGGAGACUGCAAGAUGACGAAGAGCCCUCCAAUGCGCAGGGCGCCGUGGAGCCAUCCGUCAACGUGCAGCGAGAGCAGGACAAGCAAAAUACUACACAGUCUAUAGUAGUAGAUUUAAGUAGCACAAGCACAAGCAAAGACAAACCUUGAACU
Messenger RNA from Purpureocillium takamizusanense, 1110 nucleotides. RefSeq lists its product as uncharacterized. Gene Ontology annotation, biological process: translational termination. The transcript has 2 exons. Bases 328 to 1107 code for a protein of 259 amino acids. NCBI's taxonomy places the organism in Eukaryota, Fungi, Ascomycota, Sordariomycetes, Hypocreales, Ophiocordycipitaceae. Gene Ontology annotation, cellular component: mitochondrion. Gene Ontology annotation, molecular function: translation release factor activity. The record is from RefSeq and is a predicted model, not a curated record.